AUGUCAAGCCGGAAGAAACUGUUGCUAACCUCGAAGCUUCGUAACAAGCGGCGUAAAUCCAAUUCCAAAUCCAAGAAACAAAGGCUCGUUCACGAUGAGCCUGAGUCUCUGUUUCCAGAGAGAGCACUAGAAGAGGAAGAAGAAGACUACGGAGAUGGGUUCAAGCUGAAAACUUCAGCUCCUUCGCGCGAGCAUGGAGUUCAACCUCUCGGAAACCUCUAUUUUGUCAAUCCUGGUUCUGUGAAUGUGCGAAACACUGGAUUAGGUAAUCUCCAGAUUUUGACGGAUGAGCUCGUUUUGGAUAUUCUAGGGCUUCUCGAUGCGACCCAUUUGGGUGUAUUGUCUUGUGUAACUAAAUCUUUCUAUGUUUUUGCAAAUCAUGAACCUUUAUGGAGAAAUCUAGUGUUAGAUAAGUUAAAAGGCGAGUUUUUGUUUACUGGGUCUUGGAAAUCUACUUAUGUAUCUGCCUCUUAUCCGAAGUUCAAGUUCUCUGGAGGAGCUGUUGAAUCGGUUUUGAAGAUUAGAGAUUUCUAUUCUGAUUAUCUGUUUCAGAGCUGGUUGUGUGCUAAUCUCGAAAUGAAACCGGAAUGGCUUGAAAGAGAUAAUGUAAUCCGUGUGAGAGGUAUUUCUGUUGAGGAGUUUAUUACGAAGUUUGAGGAACCGAAUAAGCCGGUUCUGUUGGAAAGAUGUUUGGAUGAUUGGCCUGCUAUUGAGAAAUGGUCAAGAGAUUAUCUGACUAAGGUGGUUGGGGAUGUCGAAUUCGCAGUCGGUCCAGUUGAAAUGAAGCUCGAGAACUAUUUUAUGUAUUCUGAUAGAGUUAGGGAAGAGAGGCCGUUGUACUUGUUUGAUCCCAAGUUUGCAGAGAAAGUACCGGUUUUGGAUUCGGAGUAUGAUGUUCCUGUGUAUUUCAGAGAGGACUUGUUUGGUGUUCUUGGCAAAGAGCGACCUGAUUAUAGAUGGAUUAUAAUUGGUCCAUCCGGUUCAGGAUCGUCUUUCCACAUUGAUCCUAACUCGACAUCUGCUUGGAACGCGGUGAUCACAGGGUCGAAAAAAUGGGUUUUGUUCCCACCUGAUGUGGUUCCUCCGGGCGUGCAUCCAAGCCCUGAUGGAGCAGAAGUGGCAUGUCCUGUUUCCAUAAUGGAGUGGUUCAUGAACUUUUAUGGUGAUACUAAGAGUUGGAAGAAGAAACCUAUUGAGUGUAUAUGCAAAGCCGGGGAGGUGAUGUUUGUACCUAAUGGAUGGUGGCAUCUGGUGAUUAACUUGGAGGAAUCAAUUGCCAUUACUCAGAAUUACGUUAGCAGGAGGAAUUUGUUGAAUGUAUUGGAAUUUCUGAAGAAACCGAAUGCGAAAGAGCUAGUCUCCGGAACAACUGACAGAGAGAAUUUGCAUGAAAAAUUCAAGAAGGCCAUCGAAAGAGUGUACCCCGGGACUAUCGAGGAUUUAGAGAAGAAAGCCAAAGAAGAGAAAAGAGCUGAAGAACAAAAAGUUACUUUCUGGGACUCUGUAUCAGAUUCCAAAGCUGGUGCUUUCAAGUUCUCUUUCUAA
Arabis nemorensis is the source of this 1545-nucleotide messenger RNA. The record is from the annotation of a GenBank genome assembly. Lineage: Eukaryota; Viridiplantae; Streptophyta; Magnoliopsida; Brassicales; Brassicaceae.